Rhineura floridana is the source of this 2563-nucleotide messenger RNA. RefSeq names its product doublesex and mab-3 related transcription factor 1 (gene DMRT1). Gene Ontology annotation, biological process: sex differentiation; regulation of transcription by RNA polymerase II. The coding region runs from base 533 to 1672 and encodes 379 amino acids. The transcript is spliced from 6 exons. Gene Ontology annotation, molecular function: RNA polymerase II cis-regulatory region sequence-specific DNA binding; DNA-binding transcription factor activity, RNA polymerase II-specific. Lineage: Eukaryota; Metazoa; Chordata; Lepidosauria; Squamata; Rhineuridae. The record is from RefSeq and is a predicted model, not a curated record. Gene Ontology annotation, cellular component: nucleus.
CCAGUCCGGACCACAGUGGGCUGGCAGUGUUAAAGCCCCUACCAUACCACGUUAUUGUUUUCAAAAGAAACAACAACCCUGCAUUCAAAAGUAUAACUGAGUAAACUUUGGCCCUCACAGGAGGCCCUCACUCGUAAGGCGAUAAGCACGGCAGGCUCAGGGAGGAGGCCGCGGGCUCGGCCUUGCAAAUGGCAGCCCACUGGAGCAGGUGGGGGGCGGAGCCUGGCACGGUCGGGUGUCCAGGUCUCCCCCUGUAACGUCCCCUGCAGCCUCCUGAACAAAACUUCUGUGCCCCCCGCUUCGCAGCUAGCGCCAGAAGCCUGAGCAAAUAAGAGCAACCGCUUCCUGCAGGCUGAGCGCAGGAGCACCUGCACUCUCGAAGGCCCAUAGUCUGUAAGACUCGAAAGAUAAAUUGACUGAUCAUUAAGAUAUACUUACUGUCCCCCCAGUAAAAAAAAAUAAUUAAAAAAAAUCUUAACCUCACAUUUCCCUUGCCAAAUCAAUCGGCCAGAGAGAGAGAGAAAAAAAAAGGAUGCCCAACGAGUCCUCGUUCAACAAGCCUUCGGCAUCAUCGGAGCAUCACGGCCAAGGGGGUAAGAUGGGCACUUUCGGGAAAUCCUCUGCGCUGGCAGCCGCAGGAGCUGGAAGCAACGCAGGGGGUCCUGCUGGUGCCACCCCUACUUCGGGGAAAAAGUCCCCUCGGCUCCCCAAGUGCGCACGGUGUAGGAACCACGGAUAUUCUUCGCCUCUGAAAGGGCACAAGCGGUUCUGCAUGUGGAGAGACUGCCAGUGUAAAAAAUGCAGCUUGAUCGCCGAGAGACAACGGGUGAUGGCCGCCCAGGUUGCAUUGAGAAGGCAGCAAGCUCAAGAGGAAGAGCUGGGGAUCAGUCAUCCCAUCCCAUUGCCCAGUGCCACGGAAAUGUAUGUGAAGAAAGAAAACAAUGCCAACGGUUCCUGCCUGUUGUUGGAAAGCAGCAGCCCGCCACAGUCCGCGACCACAGCAACCACAGCGUCUGCCUCAUCCACAGAGGGACGGAUGCUGAUUCAGGACAUUCCUUCCCUGGCCAGCAGAGGGCAUCUGGAGAGCACAUCUGAUUUAGUUGUGGACUCCACCUACUACAGCAGUUUUUACCAGCCGUCCCUGUAUCCUUACUACAACAACUUGUACAAUUACUCCCAGUACCAGAUGGCUGUGGCCAGUGAAACCACCUCUGGGGACAUGGGGACCCCCCUGGUUGGGUCCCCUGUUAAAAACAGCCUUCGAAGCCUCCCAGCAACCUAUAUGUCAAGCCAAUCAGGAAACCAGUGGCAGGUAAAAAGCCCAGACAACCGCCAUGGCAUGAAUUCCCAGUACAGGAUGCAUUCUUACUAUCCUUCUACCUCCUACUUGGGGCAGAGUGUUGGGGCCCCUGCCUGCGUUCCCCAGAUUUUCACCUUUGAGGAGAGCCCUUCUUACUCUGAAACAAAAGCAAAUGGUGAAGAUUCCACUCUUCAAAGACAGCCCCACAUAAAGCAUGUAUUUUCACCACCCAGUAGUCAGGAUUCUGGCUUGGUUUCCCUUUCCAACAGCUCUCCCAUCAGCAAUGAAAGCACCAAAGCUGUCUUGGAAUGUGAGUCCACCUCUGAUUCUGGAACCUUCACUGUUCAUUCUGUCAUGGAAGAUGGAGAAUAAGCAAUGUUAAAGAACAUCCUCCUGGAUUUCUUGAAGUGCCUUCUUGUUCAGUUGUGUUUGUCUGGUUUGUGAUGACUGAUGCUGAAGUAACUGUUGAAAAAAUGUUCCCUUUAUACUGUUCAGCACACUGAUCUGCAACCUUAGUUGAAGAACUGUUUCCCACUUAGGGACACCAAGAAUUACUGGGGGUAAUUGUAGUGUAAAAAUCUGAUAUUUUGUAGUUAACAUGUAAUCAAAGUUAGCUGAAUGGCUAAGUUACUCAUAUAAGCAAAUCUAAGAUUUCUACAGCACAAAGGGGUUUAGUUAAAUCUUUAACAGUGUUCAAAAACAAGAUAAUUUAUAAAACAAGCUUUUGGUAUAAUGAAGAUUUUAAGAAAUUGGGCAUAAAGGUUGAUAAUUCUCUGUCACAAAGUAAUUUUUUCACUUCCUUAUUGAGACAAUAAAACAGAACAGAGAAUGCUAAUUACAUAAGAGGUUCUAGAAUUUACAAACAUGUUCACAGUUGCUGCUUUUUUAUCCUUUCAUAGCCUGCAAACAGACAAAUGUUUCAGUAAGAAUGAUACUUUAAAAAAAAAAUCUGAUGAGCUACCUUCGUGUUUGGAUGUUUUUAUGGAAGAUGCUAGAUUUUGGCCAGGCAUGUUUUCUGCUGUCAGCAUAAAAUUAACAUAUAUUUGGUAUUUUACAGGUUAACCUAUUUGCUACAAUCUUGACCAAGUAAGAACUGCCUUUUAAGAGUCAUUACACAUUUUCAGUAUUUGUUAAAAAUGGCUUAGCAUGUACUUUUUCAGGGUUACAGAAGCCAACCUGAAAUGAAACUAGUCUUUGGGGGGAAAUGCAUUGUUCUCUGUAGUUGCAGCAGUACCUGAAAUAAAAAUGUUAUUGAUGACCAAA